AUGGUCAGGCCGUCGGGCUCUGUCCUCGCCUACCUCCCGGAGCCGCCCGGCUGGCGAGCCCACCCUCCCGGGCGACUUCCCGUUGAUGCGGCCGACCCCUGCUGGUCCCUCGACCCCGCGCCGGCUGUCGUCGGCUCGCGGCCGCUCGCCAUCGUCGAGGUCGUCGACUACGAUCUCUUUGUGCUGGGCACCUCUCGUGUGAUCACGCUCGACCCGCUCGGCGUGCUCGAGGAGCGGCUGGGCGACGAGGCAGUGCGGCGUGUGCAGCGCGCGCUGCGAGAGUCGCGCACGUACCCCUCACUAUCCUCUGCGGGCGACGCGCUCCACAUCGCAAUCUUUGGCGAGCCCGGCCCGACCCAGUGGCUGUUUGAGGCGAUUGUGACGCCGCACGUGUACGCGUCGCCCACGUUGUGGGACACGCGGCUGCUCGGCCGGAGGAAAAUGCUCGGAACGUACCGUGACCGGGAGUUCGAGCUCGACACCUCGCCCGACCUCGCCUGCUGCAACAUGGACGUGCUGCACCCCGUCUCGCGCCCGCCGUCCGACGCCCGCAGGCACUGGACGGAAGCUCGGGACCCGAGCAGGCUCGUCCUGGGCGCGAAGCGGAGGGGCCGCGGCGGCGCAAAGGUGUCACAGCUCGGCGGCGACGCACGACCCGAGCGCGACCACGGCUGCGUCGCUCCGCCCCCCUCCCGCGAGCGCGCGGUUGGUGGCGGCAGAGGCGGGGCACAGGGAGGGAGCGACGACCCGAACCUGCUGCGGGUCCUCGAGCUCCUCGAGCGGCGGGACGCGCUCCGCUCGCGGCGCGAGUGGGCGGAGGCGGACCGGGUCAAGGAGGAGCUCGUCGCCCUCCACGUGCGGCUGGACGACGGCAACAAGAGCCUCCGCCGCGACGCACGGCCCGAGCGCGCCAAGCGGCGCAAGCACCCGCUGCGCAUCGCCAAGGUGCGGGCGGGCCACCUGGUGUUUCUGUACCCCGAGCGGCUGCCCGCGGGGGCGAGCCCGCACCAGCCGCACCUCGUCCUCGAGGAGACGUGGCCCAUCCGGGGGGAGCGCGGCGGCAACGCGCCCCGCCACCUCCGCCUCCAGCCCCAAACCGCCUCCACCCAACCGUCGGGCGAGCCCUUCCUCCUCGAGGAGGGGGCGGUGAGCGCCCUGUACACCGGCUUCCGCGCCGCGUGGCUGGCGGUGGAGGCGGCGGGGGACGCGGCGCUGCGUGAGACCCUCCUCCGCGCCCUCUCGUGGUACUGCGACGAGAACGCGUGGCGGCCGCCCGCGGAGAGCAUCCGCCAGAUAAUCCACUCGGGCGCGGUCAGCAAGGAGCAGGCGCUCGAGCUCGCGGCCGAGGUGCGGGCGCUGACGGGCGGGGGCGGCGAGGGCUACGCGAGCGGGGGCGAGGGGUCGGCAGGCGCGCGUCCAUCCGGAGCCGCUGCCCGACCCGCCGCCGCGGCGCCAUCGGCUGAGGUCCAGGGAGCCUUUGAGGCGGGCGACGUGGUGUGGCUGCGCUCGGAGCUAACCCCGCGCGCCAUGCUCGUCCUCGGCCACACCGCGUGGGAGGGCGGCGGCGCGAAGAGCUGGUUGCGGCUCAAGGCGCUGCCGACCGCUGAGGGGGGCAGUUCCGACGGCGCGCUGCCUCGCCUCCCCGAGCCGGAGGAGCUGACGGCGGACGAGGCCGGGCCGGUGGAGCACGUGGUGCCGUUUGCGCAGCUGCUCGGCACGGAGUGGAGCCGACCACAGCGGGCGCAGCGGCCGUCGAGCGCUCCACCCUUCCCUGACCACGUCGACCACGCCGAGCUGCGGCGGGCGCUCGAGGACGCCUUCCGCAGCCACUUCCGCGCCGACGUCGAGAGGGACGAGGUCGGGCUUGGGGCGCUUCAGGCGGAGGGCAUCAGCAUCACGCCCGACGAGUACGAGGCGGGCGCCGAGUGGCGGUGCGCGUGCGCGCUCGCGACGCACGGCGCGCUCGUGCGGCUCGGGUACGCGACGCGCCGCGGGGCGCUGCUCCACUUUGCGGCGGCCGCGCUCCGGGGCGAGUGGAGCCGCGCAGUGCCCGCGGAAGCGGAGGCGCGGCUGGGGGAGGGGAGAGUGGCGCGAGGGGAGGCGACCACGUGCUCUCCGACCGGCGACGGCCCUGCGGCGUCGCGGGGAGACCGCCCGCCACCUUGCGACGAGGGAGCGGCGGCGCGGCUGCGCGACGAGGAGCCGGCUGGGUGCAUCCCGCACGGCGUGGUGCUGCACAGCGGCGGCGCGGCAGGCAGCGGCGGCUCGUUCGUUACCGCCCCGACAGCAGCGACGGUCGGCAACGACAGUCCGCACGUGGGGCCGGGCUCCAAGCGCAAGCGGGCGGCGGACGCGGACACGGAGGUCGCGCGCCAUUGCCGCGCGGAGCGCAGGCAGCGCGAGGCUGCUGCGCCGGGUGAGGUGGUGGUCCCGGCGUCACACCGCGCCGCGGUGCUGGAGGGUCUCCGCCGCGUGCUAGUCAAGGAGGGGGGGGACCCGGAGGAGUGGUGGGAGAGGAAUGGAGCGGGAGGGCCGUUCCCGUUUGAGGCGGACCUCCCGUCCUUGCGCGGGUUGCGCGGGGGCGAGCUGUACCGAGAGGAGGGAAAGGCGACUAGCCGGAGUCCCUAGAGCCGCGCGGGUGCCUCGGGACCGAUCGGACACGCACAAAUCUCCCUUGGUUAGUAUUGACUGAUCAG
Molecule: messenger RNA, 2696 nt
Organism: Emiliania huxleyi CCMP1516
Lineage: Eukaryota; Haptophyta; Isochrysidales; Noelaerhabdaceae
Exons: 6
Coding region: 1-2628 (875 amino acids)
Biological process (GO): tRNA aminoacylation for protein translation
Molecular function (GO): aminoacyl-tRNA ligase activity; ATP binding
Source: RefSeq, a predicted model, not a curated record